Messenger RNA from Phoenix dactylifera (date palm), 2333 nucleotides. The record is from RefSeq and is a predicted model, not a curated record. Lineage: Eukaryota; Viridiplantae; Streptophyta; Magnoliopsida; Arecales; Arecaceae.
UCAUGUACUCACUCCGCCACCUCCCCCCUCUCUCUCCUUAACCGAAGAUAAGAUCCGCUCCUCUCUCCCUCUCACUCUCUUUCUCUCGGCCAUGGCUUCCGAUCUCUCCCAGGUGAGAUCUCGAGUCUCUACCGCACCACUUUGAUCACAGAUCCAGAGCUCUUCGGGCCGCAAAUGGCUUUCUAGGGUUUGGAUCCGUGCCUCUCUUCUUGGGUUCUUUUUCACCCUUUUUAUUCUCUCAGCUUCUCACAGAAGUGGUGCCUUUGAUCUCAAAAUCUGAGUUUUUAGAUAUAUUCUUUCCUUCCACGUGCUAGGGUCUGGAAAUUUGCAGCUCAUUUCGCUGUUUUUUUUUUCCCCUGAAUGAGACCAUUGUGUCUGAGCUGUGAUGGAGAUUCGAAUUUAAUUAUAAUCGUUUUAGGAUUUGGGUUUCGUUGGUGCUGCCAAAUUAGGGUUCUGAUCUCCGUUUCUAUUGUAUUUUAGCUAUAAGUUUACAUGGAUUAUAGCAGCAACGCCAUAGAGAUCAUUCCGGAGGCUACUGGCCCUGAACUCUGGGCUCAGGCAUCCGAUGAUCAGGCUGUAUGGGCGACCGAGGAUGACUACCGGAGUUGGAAGGGAGAACCCUCUGCAGAUACUGCGUCAAAUCCGGCCUAUGGUGAUCGCCAGUCUCAGACAAAAUCCCGGGCUGGAGGCGAGCAGCCCCCGAGCAAGAAGCCACGGGAUUCUUUGGAAGGAAAUGGGUCGAUGAGCAAGUCGAGAGCGAUUGGGAAAAUGUUCUUUAAGACCAAGCUCUGCUGCAAGUUCCGAGCCGGGACGUGCCCCUAUAUCACGAACUGUAAUUUUGCGCAUGGAAUGGAGGAGCUCCGGAAGCCCCCGCCCAAUUGGCAGGAGAUUGUGGCCGCGCAGGAGGAGGGGGCGGAGCCAAGGGAGGAGCAUCAGAUACCUAUUCUGACUUCUUCUAGUUUGGGCGGGGAUGGACAGAGGUCUUAUAAAGGGAGGCACUGCAAGAAGUUUUACACUGAGGAGGGGUGCCCAUAUGGAGAUAUGUGUACGUUUCUGCAUGAUGAGCAGUCGAAGGCUCGGGAGAGUGUGGCGAUUAGUCUGUCACCGACAGUUGGAGGUGGUGGAUAUGGUGGUGGAUCGAAUGGGUCGACUCAGAAGCCUUCAAAUUGGAAGACUAGGAUCUGUAACAAGUGGGAGAUGACUGGGUAUUGCCCUUUUGGGAGCAAGUGCCAUUUUGCUCAUGGGGCUGCAGUUGCAGAACUUCACAGAUAUGGUGGGGGGCUUGUGGAGAUGGAAGGUAGGGAUGCUUCUUCAGCAGCUCCAGAUUCGAAGCAGGCUGGGGUAUCAACAAAGGCUCCUGCAGACAAUGCUGUUGCAUCUGUGACAUCAGUUCCUCAUGUAGAUGUUUAUCAUAUGGGAGUUCCUUCGCAGAGGUCAACCAUUGUCAAUCAGAGGCAGGGGCUGAGUCAGGGUCAGAGGACUCUUCAGAAAUGGAAAGGGCCAGACAAGAUCAGUAGGAUAUAUGGUGACUGGAUUGAGGAAAAUGAGUAGACGCAUAGGUGAUGAUAUAGCAGGACACCUGGAUGAGAAAAUAAUAAAAGUAGUUCAUCUCUACUAACUUUAUGCUAGUAUGUUGUUUAGCCUUUAUGUCAUAAUUGCAAUGAAACUGGUGGGUUUUGUAGCUGAAGCGAUAGAAGGGAAGUGCUACGCCUUUUUUGAGUAGCUGAAUCUUAAAUAACCUGAAGGUUCCAUUAGAAAGACAGUUGCUAGUUCUUACGACCUGAGCUUGUGUAGCUUGAUGGGAAGGUGUGUAUUCUUCACAGCCUUAUGAUUUUCUACGGUCAUUCCGUAUCAUGAGAGGAAUGACCAAUUGAGUCUUUAUGGUGCUCGUGUAGUUUCACAGAAGCAGAACCAUAUGUUUACUAGAUCUUGUGCUUUGAUGACUUUGAUUGAUUAGGAGCUUACUGCUAUGUAAUAGCUAAUUGGUCUGUAUCACCAGCUGGUUCACUAUCAGGUUUCUCUGUCAGCAAGUGAAGAUGAACAAUUGAAGAAGGCUUGCCUACUUCAUGCUUUUUGGAGUCUAUGGAAGAAAAAUAUACGCAAAUGUUGCCUUGGAAAAUUCAAAGGAAAAGGAUUAUAUGUUCUCUCCGGUUAGCAGUAUGACAUUGAUAGGUAUCUAAGGAACAAUGUUGUUAUUUUGAGCCGUUUUCUUUGAAUCGUGAAGGAACGAUGACUCAUAUUCUUCAAUUGUCACUAAAGAUGCAAACCAAGUGUUUGGAACCAGAUAACUCUGGUUCCUGUUUAUUUGAGGUAAAUCAAUGUUUAGAAUUGUU